This is a messenger RNA of Myripristis murdjan (pinecone soldierfish), 2585 nucleotides long. RefSeq names its product collagen alpha chain. NCBI's taxonomy places the organism in Eukaryota, Metazoa, Chordata, Actinopteri, Holocentriformes, Holocentridae. The transcript has 26 exons. The record is from RefSeq and is a predicted model, not a curated record. The coding region runs from base 1 to 2004 and encodes 667 amino acids. Gene Ontology annotation, cellular component: extracellular matrix.
AUGGGAGCCUCCGGGGUUCAGGCGUGUCUUGUGUCGUGGCUGCUUGUCUUCGUCCUGUGCGUCUUCUCAUCUCUUGGCCAGGACGAAUACUCCGGCUACCACUCAGGUGAGGAUCACACCUACGAAGGCUCUUUGGUCGACCACUACGACAGCUCAGCGUACCCUCAACCAGAAUAUCCUCCGGAGCCGACUCACAUUUACGACGAGGAGCAGCAGCCGGACUACGACCCGUACGGCGCCGCCCCAACCCAGGUUACCAUGAUCACUGAGGACGCCUUCCCCUUCGCCACCACCGCCGAGUCUUACUACGCCAAGGAGGACACCAUGACCACUCAGGUGCCGUAUGAAUAUCCUCCCGAGGGGCCGGACACUGAUUCCUCUGAGGAGUCGGGAGGCGAUGCUGCUCUGGGACAGGAGGGUCCGACGGAGUGCGACUGCGAGCCUGGAGAGCCUGGAUUCGCCGGCUUCGCAGGACCGAAGGGAGCCAGAGGGCUGCAGGGUAAAAGUGGACUGCCAGGAGCUCAGGGCAGAGAGGGUUAUAAAGGUUUCAAGGGAGCUCCAGGAAGAGGCGGAGACACCGGACCAGUGGGUGACCCGGGGCUCGAGGGCGAGGACGGAGCUUCUGGUUUCUCCGGAGCCAUGGGUGAACCGGGACUGCCAGGAGAUCCAGGCGAGCUUGGAGAGUCAGGUCUGAAGGGUGACGACGGUCUGGACGGACCUCGAGGAGGAGUCGGAGAGCCCGGUGAGCCUGGCCCUCUUGGUGAGCCGGGACCUGCGGGACCAGAUGGUGGUGAUGGUAUCAAGGGAUCUCCAGGCGUCACCGGCAAGCAGGGCCAGCAGGGACUGGACGGAGAGAAGGGUCAGAUCGGAGCGCCCGGCUUCACCGGAGACGCCGGCGAGAGAGGAUACACUGGUUACCCCGGAGAACCAGGAACCACCGGAGCCGCCGGGCCCAAGGGCAGCAAAGGUCAGGACGGUCUGCCGGGCAGCGACGGGGAACCUGGAGAAGAUGGUCCCAUCGGAGUCCCAGGGGUGAUGGGAGAGCCGGGCCUGUUCGGCCCCAAGGGCAGUAAAGGGGAUCGUGGUGUGAGGGGACCUCUGGGCAGAGUGGGAGCCGUGGGAGCUCAGGGAGAGCGAGGAGAUGCUGGAGAGCCGGGGAAGCUGGGACCCAAAGGCCUGCAGGGCCAGUCGGGGGCCAAAGGUGAGACCGGACCAGAUGGUGAGACGGGCGCAGCGGGCAAAAAGGGCAUCAAAGGUGCGGAAGGAGAAAAGGGCAGCGUGGGCGAGCGUGGGGACAAAGGACAGCGUGGACCCAAAGGCUCCGUCGGUCGUGACGGCGUCCCCGGCCCGGUGGGACCACCCGGACUCCCAGGACCCCGAGGAAAGACCGGCCCGAUCGGUGACCUGGGUGUCAAAGGUCGAGCGGGACCCAAGGGAGCGCAGGGUGCUCCUGGUCCUGGUCUGACCGACGAGCAGGUCCUGCAGCUCUGCAGAGGAGUCGUCACAUCCCAGAUCUCCCAGUACGCCUCCUCCAUCCGGGCCAAGUGUUCGCAGGGCUGCCCCAUCAACAACCGAACUCUCAUCGGGCCGCCGGGAGCCAGAGGGGCCCCGGGGUCACCAGGCAAAGCUGGCAAAGCCGGUAAGGCCGGAGCAAAGGGAGCCAGGGGGCCUCAAGGAGAUCGAGGCUUGGAGGGCCAGAAGGGAGCGCAGGGUGAAAGAGGGCCGAAGGGAAACAAAGGAGCCGUGGGGGAUCCUGGUGCCGGCCUGCCGGGACACGACGGACACCAAGGCCUCAGAGGUCUGCCAGGUCACCCAGGGGAACCCAAGAACGGCAUGGAGGGCCCCCGUGGCCCCCGUGGUUUCCCUGGUCCGGUGGGCCAGCCUGGCAUGCUUGGGAUCGCAGGAGUGCCGGGGUUUUGCGAGGCACGAGACUGCAGUAUCCAUGCGCCGGUGAUGAGGAAAGAACAGGGCCUGGUGAAGAGACCCCUCGGCCCCAAAAUGUAAACCCGACCGCGGAGCUUACGACGGGCGUCACGGGCCGCUCUGAGCUUAGGGGGUUUGGAGAAUCGCCUCAUGGCAGUUUCGUGGUUCAUUUUGUUGAUUUUACACUGACUUGGGAAUCUACCUUGACCAUGGGUUUGAAUGAGAACAUGCUGAUCAUGUUUAUGGUGUGGUUUGUUUCAAAGCCGUGUCUGAUCUAAUUCUUACAUUGACCGAUGUUGAAAAGGAGGUGGGCCGAGUACAGUUCCAUGAGGCGCUCCGCUGCUCAGCAGGUUUGGUGAGAAAUGAUGGACUCUGUACAGAGAUGAAGCCAGGAAAGAGGACUUUCCAUCCGAGCCAGUCAACGCUUCAGCUGAAAUUUUAACAUCUAAUGAGUUUUUAAACAUCUGAAAAACCAAAACUCUAUUUCAUUUUGUUAGCAAAUUGAGUCUUAUGUACAAAAUUUGAGAAAGACACUAAAUUAUCCCUCCCUCAGUCAGGUGUUUCUUGUUUCUGGUUCCAGAGUUACUACAAAAAAAGAAAAUAAAAAAAUGCAAUGUAAAUAUUUUGUAAAGUAUCUCAAAUACAUGUACUGUGUUCUGAAA